AUGUCUACCAAGAAAGGAUACACAUUCCUCGCUCUCAACGCCGUCCGCGCCUUGAGCAUCAUCGCCCUCUUGCUCCUCUUCGCGAGCAGCAUCGUCACCAUGGUCCAAGACGUCAAGUCAGUCAACGCAUUCAUCGCCGCUGGCAAAGCGGACUCGAACAUACGCGUCGCCGAGGGCAACAGCACGGACGUCGAUUGUAUAAGCACCGACACCGACUACAUCGACGGAAGCACGGUCCCCAACCAGCCCGCGGGUGCCUUCUGGGCCGUCCUCAACAGGCUCCUGAUCAUCUUCCAAGUCAUUGUCCUCAUCAUGUCCGAGGUCGGCUGGCCUGCCGCCUUCUUCUCCCGCUUCUUCCCCAUCCUCGGGAACGAGUUCGGCCUCGGCGCGCUCGGUGUCAUUCAGUGCCUACUCGGCGCAGCCGUCCUCUCGCACCACGUCGACGAGUUCUCGCUCGUCUCCGCCUUCUUCCUCUUCUCCAUCGGCUGCCUCAACAUCCUCCUCGGGCUCAUCUACCGCGAGUCUGCGAAGACGCGCCGUUCGGUCACCGCGUGGCGCGAGCGAUACCAGGACGUGCUCCCCACCACCGCCCCGCUCGGGCCCCCGCGCACGCUCGUCAUGCGCUCCGCGUGGGAGAAGGAGGGCGCGGAGGCGUCGCGCUCGGGCAGCCUCAGCAGCCAGAAGAGCGGGAUGGGCUUUGGGCGCCAGGGCGAGAAGGCCGCGCUCGGGCGCGGGUACACGGUGACGCGCCCCGAGGAGGCGCUGCCCACGUACGUGCCGAAGCGCACGGUGACCGUCCGCGACAGCACCGUGAGCUAUGCGGAGUCGGAGACGGUUGCGUGA
Trametes versicolor FP-101664 SS1 is the source of this 843-nucleotide messenger RNA. RefSeq lists its product as uncharacterized. The transcript is spliced from 4 exons. The record is from RefSeq and is a predicted model, not a curated record. The coding region runs from base 1 to 843 and encodes 280 amino acids. Lineage: Eukaryota; Fungi; Basidiomycota; Agaricomycetes; Polyporales; Polyporaceae.